AUGGCUUCCCGUUCACUGAGUCGGCUUCUUUCACUAAGGCCUGCCAUACAAAAUGUAUCCCGAGCCACAUAUGGCCAACAGGCGACUUUGCAGAGUCAGCAAGUACCAGACUGGACGGGACAGGAAAUACUCUCAGAGGUAGACCCUGAGAUUCUCUCACUGAUCAGGGAGGAGAAGCAACGACAAGUUCGAGGUCUUGAACUCAUUGCCUCAGAGAACUUCUGCCCCCAGGCUUCGCUCAAUGUGCUCAGCUCAUGCCUCCACAACAAGUAUUCCGAGGGCCUGCCUGGAAACAGAUAUUACGGAGGAACAGAAGUCAUUGAUAAAGUUGAGCGGCUGUGCCAGAAACGUGCCUUGGAAGCCUUUGAUUUGGACCCGGAGAAAUGGGGAGUCAACGUUCAGCCGUAUUCUGGAUCGCCAGCAAACUUGGCAGUGUAUACGGGGCUGCUGGCCCCCCACGAUCGCAUCAUGGGGCUGGACCUACCACAUGGCGGACAUUUAACUCACGGCUUCAUGACAGACACCACCAGAAUUUCAGCCACUUCCAUCUUCUUUGAGUCCAUGCCGUAUCGACUGGAUAUCAAGACUGGUCUGGUAGACUAUGACAAGUUGGAGGAGACCAGUCGCUUGUUCCGCCCUCGGCUCAUCAUCUCUGGAUACAGCGCAUACCCUCGCAGGCUAGACUACAAGAGAUUUAGAGAGAUCUGCGACGGAGUCAAGGCAAUCAUGAUGUCGGACAUGGCACACAUCAGCGGUCUCGUGGCUGCCAAAAUUCUCCCUUCGCCGUUUGACCACUCGGACAUCGUGACAACCACAACGCACAAGACCCUCAGAGGGCCAAGGUCUGGCCUCAUCUUUUUCCGUCGCGGUAAGAAGGGCGUCAGUAAGAAGACUGGCAAAGACAUCAUGUAUGACUACGAGAAGAGGAUCAACCAUGCUGUCUUCCCAGCGCUGCAAGGAGGUCCUCAUAAUAACAACAUUGGAGGAGUAGCUGUGGCUCUCAAACAGACAAUGACUCCUGCGUUCAAGGAGUACCAACGUCAGACUGUCCUGAAUGCGAAAACCAUGGCUCAGGCACUUCUGGCCAAGGGAUACUCUCUUGUCUCAGGAGGGACUGAGAAUCAUCUGGUACUGGUGGAUCUCCACUCCAAGGGAGUGGACGGUGCCCAGGCCGAACACAUCCUAGAACUCUGUGCUAUAUCUGUCAACAAGAAUACUUGCCCUGGGGACAAAAGUGCUCUACAUCCAAGCGGCCUCCGACUCGGAUCACCUGCACUGACUUCUCGCAACUUCAAGGAAGGUGAUUUCUUGCAAGUGAUAGACUUCAUCGAUCGCAGCAUCGCCAUCGGGCAGGAAGCCAAGAAAAUCUCUGGUGCUAACAACAAAGUCUACUAUGAGGUCGUGGAAACCAACAAGGAGUUUCUGAAGAAGAUCGCCAAACUGCGUCUGGAGGUUGAGGACUUUGCUGCGCAGUUUCCCAUGCCAGGAUAUGACAACUUUUAGUUUUGCCUAGAAUCAUUCCAGUGAGACUUACAUGAGUGAAAAAUCUCACUCUCCUGUAUAUUACAAUGUUAUCACUCAUUCAAUGAGUGUUAGCUUUGAACAGUGUUAUCUCAUUAUAACUCAUUUCCAUUUCCAUGUGGUAACUCGCGAGAGAAAAAAAAAUUGUCAUUCGCUCAAUAACCAAUAUUUCUGAAAUCUGCGGGAGUACGGUAAAGAACAGCAUGUACAUGAACAGCUCAAGCACAGGACCCACCUUUAAUACAGCUUCUAAACACACAAACUUUGCUCUGCAUAUUGCAGGUAAAUUGCACAUGUUUACGAAAGGUGUGUGUGUGUGUAUUAAGUCCAUACAAGCGCAGUGUGUGAACUGAUUGUAUUCGUGAUCAAUAUUUCACCAUCGGCUUUGCCAUCACAUCAUUUGUGGAUUGAAUUUU
Patiria miniata (bat star) is the source of this 1937-nucleotide messenger RNA. RefSeq names its product serine hydroxymethyltransferase, mitochondrial-like (gene shmt2). Gene Ontology annotation, biological process: tetrahydrofolate interconversion; folic acid metabolic process; regulation of oxidative phosphorylation. The transcript is spliced from 12 exons. Lineage: Eukaryota; Metazoa; Echinodermata; Asteroidea; Valvatida; Asterinidae. Gene Ontology annotation, molecular function: protein homodimerization activity; pyridoxal phosphate binding; zinc ion binding. The record is from RefSeq and is a predicted model, not a curated record. The coding region runs from base 1 to 1503 and encodes 500 amino acids. Gene Ontology annotation, cellular component: nucleus; mitochondrial matrix; BRISC complex.